AUGUCGCUCUCUCUGUUGCUGCUGCUGCUGCUGGUCAGCAUCUCCCAGGCUUCUCAUUUCUUGGGGACAGUGAUGACCUACUACCCAAAAAACACUGGCAGGGUGGUGCUUCGCUACAAGGUGAACUUCCACUCUUGCGGAAAUUUAAGUUGGAAUUGUCCUAGUAAUAAUUGUGGGACUGAGAGUUUAGUGCAGAAUAAGGUCGACGAGGAAAGCAGUGGAGAAUGGUGCCAGACGGAGGGAAAGUCAACUCGUCUGGUUUCUAGCAACGCUCCGUUUCAGCUCGAGUUGAACAGUGGUAACUGGAUAAAUAACAUCAGAAAUGGCAUCGUAAGGUGGAAAGCUGUGACUCUGGUUGAACUGAGAAACCGGUCAGACACUGGCAAAGCCAACACAUCACCACAGACUACCAUCGUGCCUGUUGUGAGAGUUCCUUCAAACUGUCAGAGAGAUUUCAACCUGUUGGCGUUUGACCCUGACGGGGACGAGGUUAAAUGCAGAUAUGGAAACACAUUACUGGGAGAGUGUAACCCCUGCACACCACCGUCUGUUCUCAGCCUUGCAUCAUCGUGUUCUCUGUCAUUCAGCCCCACCAGUCGCAGCAAUGAAGGACCGUAUGCGGUCCAGCUGGUGAUGGAGGACUUCCCCAGACAGACUAUCACCCUGACUCAAAACAAUGGUUUGCAGGUGGUGAAAACUACAAACGACGCUAUCAGCAAAAUACCUAUCCAGUUUGUUUUAUGGGUGGAUCCUCCGGUGCUGUCCUGCACAGAGGGACUCUAUCUGCCCAGGUUCCUGCCUCCAACCCCAGCCAACAGAGCUCUGCUGUACACACCUGUCAAUCAGUCCCUGGAAAUCAAUAUCAAAGCAGAGGCAAAUCUCUCCAUCAUCUCUGAGCUGCUGUACAGCGGGCCAUACAACAUACAAGAGACUACACCGGCAGCAGGAGAGUACGUCCUGAGGUGGACACCGUCUCAAGAUGAAGAUGGAGAAAGCCAUCCUAUUUGCUUUGUUGUCCAGGCAAAUUCAAGGCAAAAAAAUUACUAA
Molecule: messenger RNA, 1047 nt
Organism: Seriola aureovittata
Lineage: Eukaryota; Metazoa; Chordata; Actinopteri; Carangiformes; Carangidae
Exons: 8
Coding region: 1-1047 (348 amino acids)
Source: RefSeq, a predicted model, not a curated record